ACUUCUUUCAGGCACCGGCGUGAUUCUUCUUCAUUGUCGUCAUCGGCAGCCGCUAAACAUUUGCGAAAUUUGCCGCCAGGAUGCACUCCGGAAGAAUAUCUGAAAUUUGCAGUAAAAGAAAUGAAAGAAGGACUAGUGAACAGCGAACACGAAUCGAGUGCUCUGAAGAGUGCCAAUUUGCCGCACUCAAUAUCGAGACAUCCAGCAAUAGCCAUUGAACAUCGCAGUAUUGCCGCAGAUGAUGAGGAGCACAAGCUCCUCAAACAUUCACCAACCAAACGUGAGCUGCUUUUUGUAUGUCUGUGCAAGGAUUUCGAAUGGGAUGGACCUGUAUUUCUGGACGACGCCCACACCCACUCAAAAGUACCAUACUGUUAUAAGUACGUUGCAAAUAUCGACGAAGAAACAGACGAGGAAGCCAAGCUAACACAGAAAAGCGCUCGCGAAAAGUGCCGAGCAUACAGCAGUCAAGGUGAUGGAGGACCAUCUGAUCUCGCAUCAGUUCAUUCCAGCGAUGAAAACCACGAUUUAAAAAGUGCGUUAGCAAUUCUUUCAACAGCCAGCACUUCGUAA
Molecule: messenger RNA, 573 nt
Organism: Gongylonema pulchrum
Lineage: Eukaryota; Metazoa; Nematoda; Chromadorea; Rhabditida; Gongylonematidae
Source: the annotation of a GenBank genome assembly